Molecule: messenger RNA, 732 nt
Organism: Ipomoea nil (Japanese morning glory)
Lineage: Eukaryota; Viridiplantae; Streptophyta; Magnoliopsida; Solanales; Convolvulaceae
Exons: 1
Coding region: 1-732 (243 amino acids)
Source: RefSeq, a predicted model, not a curated record
AUGGCGGCACCGCCGGGGGCCGCGCCCCCUCACCGCACUUUUGCUGAUAUUCUAUCGAAAUCAUCUGAAUCCUCGCCUCUCCGGCCGCCGAGGCGUUAUAAGGGUAUGCCCGCGGUCUCCUUCUCAGACGACGACGUACAACAAUUCUCUGAGAAGUUUCGUUUUGCACUAGUAGGCAAAUUCGCAAAAAGUCGCCCGCCGAUGGCUGAUCUUCGCAAGACUUUUGACCAAAUUGGCUUUGGUGGCGCCUUCACUCUAGGCCUGAUCGAUCAGAGGCACAUUCUGAUAAACUUUGAUCAUGAGAUCGAUUUCCAGCGCUGCUGGCUUCGAAAGACAUGGUCGAUCAAGGGAUCCCUCAUGCGAGUCUUUCGCUGGACGCCAGAUUUUCGCCCGGAUGUUGAGUCUCCCAUUAUUCCUGUUUGGCUAGCGUUGGAAGGCUUGCCGGCUCAUCUCCACGACAAGCGGGCCAUUUACUCGAUUGCUAAUCUGGUGGGCAACCCCCUUAAAGUCGACACCUCCACCUUAGUACCUAACCGCCCGUCGGUAGCUAGGGUGUGUGUGGAGCUCAACGUAAGUUUACCUCUCGUCGAACAAGUCUGGAUCAAUAAUGGCUCUUACGGAGGUUUUACGCAGAGGAUAGUCCAUGAAUUUGUACCACCAUAUUGCUUGGGGUGCCGAAAAUUUGGGCAUCAGGACUCAGAAUGCCGUUCUCAAUCUUCAAAUUCAUCGUGA